AUGCCGUUUUGGACAACGAAAAAAAAAACAAGCGCAGAUGAAUUUUUGUUUCCUUCUGAUGAUGAUGACAACCAUGAUUAUGUGCCAAGUGAAGAGGUUGAAUCGUCUGUCAACACGUCUAUGCAUGAUAUGUCAUCUGGUCGACAAACACAUGAUGCAGCAUGGUACAAUGAUUAUACAGCAUACGGGAAUGCUUUUCAAACUGCGAGUUCAUCCAUUGCGGUUGGAAUGGUGUUCGACAGCUACCGACAGUUAAAGAAUAUGGUUACACAACAUAAUCUUGACCAACAUACACAAUUCAAAACAGCGGCCAAGAAGAGCAAAUAUUGGAAGGCUACCUGUUUAUAUCUCGAACAAUGUGCGUGGAUGAUUAGUGUUGUGCAUAUUCUAAAUGCCGAAGGUUGGAUAGUAAAAAAGUUUCAUAAUAUCCACGGAUGCUGUGUGGAUUAUACGCAGGGCGGAGACGACUACAACCUUACCAGUAAAGUGAUUUCGGAACUAAUUUUGCAAAAAAUUGUAGAGGAUCUACGAUACAAAAUUAAAUACGUCAUCGAAGAUGUUAAGGCAAAAUGGGGUGUUUGUGUUGAUUACAAGAAAGCUUGGUACGCAAAGGUCAUCGUGUUGGAGACGCUGUAUGGUAAGUGGGAUGAGUCCUACAACAUAUUGCCACAAACGUUAAUGGCCAUACAGCAAACAAACCCAGAAACUGUUGUUGAUAUUGUCAGCACGCCAACGACUAUCCCGAAUGAGUUCUGGUUUAAGUAUGUUUUUUGGGCAUUCAAACCCGCUAUAGAAGGGUUUAAAUACUACUUACCCGUACUUACGGUUGAUGGUACGCAUUUGUACAGAAAGUACAAAGGUUACCUUCUAUUAGCAUUAUCUAUAAAUGCUAACAAAGAAAUACAUCCAGUUGCAUACUCAAUUAUUGACGUUGAAACGGGAGAUAGUUGGAGUUGGUUCUUGACAUUGGUGGCACAACAUGUGUUUGGGGAUCUUAAACACAUAUGUAUCAUCUCCGAUCGGCACGGUGGUAUCGACGUCGCAUUUUGCGAAUUACCAGAACUGGCUGAGCCGCGAGUCCAGCAUCGGUACUGCCGCCGACAUCUGUGGUCAAAUUUGAUGACCAAGUUUAAGAACAAAGAAUUAAAAAAAUUGUUUUGGCAAGCCGGUUGUGCUAUGGAUGUAAGGGGGUUUGAGGCUGUAAUGAGUUUAAUUUGCGCAAAUGAUGAAGAGACAUAUAAUUACUUGAUGGAAAUCCCAGCACGGUUUUGGUCCCUAAGUCACGAUGGGGGCUUUAGACAUGGAUUGAUGACGACCAACAGCUCGGAAUCUUUCAACAACAGUUUAAAGCGUUAUCGUCUUUUGCUUGUGUCGGCGAUAGUAAAGCUAACGAACGAAAAAUCUGCAUUGAUGUUUGUUGAGAGGCGUACAUCUGGAUUGGUAAUGCAACAAGGUGGGUUGCAAUGGCCACGUAAUAUUUUCGAUGAGAUGUUGAAAAGGGAAGGCCACAAGUACCGCGCCAUUAUUAAACACCAUGACGAUCUUGACGGCAUUUAUUUGGUUGCGAUUGAAGGUGAUUUAAAUAGGCACGGAAAGUGA
Molecule: messenger RNA, 1599 nt
Organism: Ipomoea nil (Japanese morning glory)
Lineage: Eukaryota; Viridiplantae; Streptophyta; Magnoliopsida; Solanales; Convolvulaceae
Exons: 1
Coding region: 1-1599 (532 amino acids)
Source: RefSeq, a predicted model, not a curated record